This is a messenger RNA of Aspergillus eucalypticola CBS 122712, 519 nucleotides long. RefSeq lists its product as uncharacterized. The transcript has a single exon. The coding region runs from base 94 to 399 and encodes 101 amino acids. Lineage: Eukaryota; Fungi; Ascomycota; Eurotiomycetes; Eurotiales; Aspergillaceae. The record is from RefSeq and is a predicted model, not a curated record.
GCAUGAUCCUCACUACCAUAAACCCUCCCUCCCCAACACCCCUUUUUUUCUCGCUAGCAACUUAGGUAGUCGAAAUCCAGGGAUCCAAAUGAGAUGAGAACGAAAAUGAAAGUUUUGUGUGUGUGCAUGAGAGAAGUGAGAGAAAAGAGUGCGUCUUGUGUGUGCUUGCAUGUGUGUAUGAACUUGAAUCUCAAAUGUGAAAACAAAAAACGACCAAGGGAAAACAGACAAAAUAGGGAAAGGGUGAAACAUAAAAGGAACAGAAGGGAAAGAGAAAAAAAGACACCAAAAAAAUCCAAAGGUUCAUCUGUGCAAUAUGCCUCUUUUUAUCUAUCUAUGGCUUUAUGGGCCCUUUUCCACAUAUUUCAGUUUUAUCGUACAGUUGUUUCUAUGGAAUGAUGGAAUAAUUAUUUCUUUCUUCUCCCUGGCUCUGUCCUUGUCCAUAUUUCUGUAUCUCUCCCCCCCCCCGCCCAUGUCCAUUUCUAAAUAAUUCUGUAAAAAUAAAGGUGGAUGGAUUAC